Molecule: messenger RNA, 1716 nt
Organism: Amorphotheca resinae ATCC 22711
Lineage: Eukaryota; Fungi; Ascomycota; Leotiomycetes; Helotiales; Amorphothecaceae
Exons: 3
Coding region: 1-1716 (571 amino acids)
Biological process (GO): carbohydrate transport; transmembrane transport
Cellular component (GO): plasma membrane
Molecular function (GO): carbohydrate:proton symporter activity
Source: RefSeq, a predicted model, not a curated record
AUGAGCAUCUCGCCAGCUGAUCCUACCGCCGGCGAUGUCAACCGCGAUGUCCAGCACCUCGAGAAGGCCGACGUGUCUUACGGUCGAGUGCCUCGUGUCACGGUCCGGACCCUCCUGAUGGCUCUCCUGGUAGCCAUGGGCGGCUUUAUAUUCGGCUAUGACACGGGUCAGAUCUCUGGGUUCUUGGAGAUGAACGUCUUUUUGGAGAGGUUUGGUGAGCCUGGAGGCCCCAGCACUCCGGAAAACCCCAUGGGAUACCACUUCACCAAUGCACGAUCUGGAUUGAUCGUCGGUCUGUUGUCAAUUGGUACAUUAUGUGGCUGCUUGAUCGCGGGUCCGAUCUCCGACAGAAUCGGACGGAAAUGGUCAAUCCCUCCGUGGUCCCUCAUGUUCUGCAUCGGAGUCGUCAUUCAGAUGUCUGUUCAAUCGGGUCAGUGGGUCGGGAUUGUUAUGGGACGAUGGGUAGCAGGUCUUGGUGUGGGCGCGCUCUCUGUCUUGGUCCCGCUGUACAUGGCGGAAACCUCCCCCGUGCCAGUUCGAGGAGCGGUCAUCUCUUGUUACCAGCUCUUCAUCACGAUCGGUAUCUUCACAGCCGAUUGCAUCAACUAUGGCACCGAGACUUAUACGGAUACGGGCUCCUACCGCAUCCCUAUGGGAGUCGGCUUCAUCUGGGCCAUAAUCCUGGGAGUUGGAAUCAUUUUCCUCCCCGAGACUCCCCGCUACGACUGGAAUAAUGGCCGAACCGAAGUUGCCCGCACGACGAUGUCGAAAUUCUACGGUCUUUCCGAAGACCACCCCUUGAUCGAAAACGAGUGUAAUGAAAUUGAGAAAGUAAGACAGGCAAUACAAGGGGAUCACCCUUGGUACGAAGCUAUCACUGGCCCACGAAUGCUCUACCGCGUUAUUCUGGCCAUGACUCUCCAGAUGUUGCAACAACUCACAGGUGCCAACUACUUCUUCUACUACGGUACGACCAUCUUCCGCGGCGUUGGGAUCGAAAACUCUUACGUUACCGCCAUGAUCCUUGGUGGUGUCAACGUCGGGUCCACUUUCCUCGGUGUCUAUAUGGCACGACACUUCCGGAGACGCGAGUCCCUUUACAUCGCCGCUCUGUGGCAGUUUAUCUGCUUCAUCGUCUUUGCUUCCGUGGGUCAGUUCCUCUUCAAGGACGCCACGGGCGAGACCGCAAAAACCGCCGGUACCGUCAUGAUUGUCUUUGCCUGUCUAUUCAUCGUGGGUUUUGCUACGACAUGGGGCCCAUUGGUCUGGGCUUGCAUUGGUGAGAUGUUCCCAUUCCGCUACAGAGCUGUGGCUAUGGCCCUUGCUACCUCAGCGAACUGGAUCUGGAAUUUCCUGCUCGCAUUCUUCACCCCCUUCAUCACGGGUGAUAUUCAGUAUGCAUAUGGCUAUGUCUUCGCCGGAUGCAACCUCGCCGCGUUUGUUGUCGUCUACUUCUUCCUGAUUGAAUCGCGUGGCAGAACACUGGAGGAGAUUGAUGCCAUGUACCUCCUUCAUGUAAAUCCGAUCAAGAGCGCAAAGUUCGAGUUCGAUGAGGAGACCAGAAAUACUCUCGGACAGGGGCUGAACACGGACGCUAUGCAUCUGGGACGCAAUGAUAAGGGCGAGGUAGUCAAGGAGGAAGAGGCAGGCACCGUCGGGGGUGUUUUACAGAGAGAAGGCACAAUUCCUGAGAUGCCUAGUAACCAGCCAGCAUGA